CUCUCCCCGUUCCCCUGCCGGCCUGCCCCAGGCCCCCAGCUAAACCGCCGCCGAGACGCGGCAUUCCCGUCCCUUUCCCGCCGCCACUACCUUCGCCUUCGCGCCACGGCCGAUUCUCCCAUGGCGCAGGCCUCGUCCUUGGUGGCGGUGCUGCGCCGCCGCACCCCCGCCGCUGCCCGCCUGCUUCCUCACCGGCUCGUCUCCUCCGCUCCCGCUCCGGCGUUCGCCUCGUCCUCAUUGGUCCCGCUCCCCUUGCCAAGCCUGAUCGAGGGAGACAGAUGCGGCGGCGGCCUCUCCGCUUCGUUCGGCUCCCACUCACGCCUCCGGCUUCCUCGGCGACACCAUGCGGUUGCUAUGGCUACCAGGACAGCGCACCAAGUUGCUUCGAGCCCCGAGAGCCCAGCGGCGGUGACGUCGUUGUCGUCAAGUGAGGCUAGCACUAGCACUGCUGCUUCAGAGCACUCUGAGUUGGUCGAUUUUAUCAAGUCAGCGUUUGGGAAGCUUGAAGGUCAAAAUCAUUGUUGGUUCAACAUCAUGAAUGACACUUGGAUGAACUUGAACCAUGAAGGAAUAUAUCUUCUUCUUUUGUAUCAAUCUUGUGGAACAUUGAACAACGACGGCAAACAUCUAAUUGCUUUUGAGAGCUUGAAACAUCUGCAACAGAGGUAUCCACGCCUGAAUGUUUUUGCUUUGCAACAUGGGAGUGAUGUUAGUUCUUUAGCUUCUCAAAGCCAAGCUUUCCGCACAAUAGUGAAGGAGUACAUCACAUUUCCUAUCUUGAUCUCAGACAAAAACUUCUCCAAUAUGACAAAUGGUGCUUGCUACUUGCUAUUUGAAGGUUCUAAGGACCCUGUACUAUUCACAAACUGGGUUGAGGAGCCUGAUGUCAUGAUUAAGGCCAUAGAUGAACUUACCACGUCUAAAGAAAAACCUUCUGAAAAUGUUCUGUCAAGAGUUUCUUGGCAGAAAGAAGAGGUUGUCAAAGAGCCAUCUGUUGGUUCCUUCAGAAACUUGUUACUUUACCACCCAGCAUGUGUAUCAGUUGAUGAAGAUGGGGAUCGCAUUUUUAUCUCUGACAGUAACCAUCAUAGGAUCAUCAUUAGCAACAGCAAUGGGAUGAUUUUAGAUUAUAUUGGAUCUUCCCCAGGCUAUGAGGAUGGAGAGUUUGAGUCAGCCAAAUUCUUGCGCCCAGCUUCAUCAUUUUAUCACGCUGCUGAAGACUGUCUAUUUAUUGUAGAUUCAGAGAAUCAUGCAGUCAGAAAAGCAGAUUUGGGAAGAAGGACUUUACAAACAGUUUAUCCAGUCUUCAAUAAAAGCAAUGGCAUCUGGAGCUGGAUUACCGAUAAGCUUGGUAUGAGAAAAGAAGCUACUCCAACUAUUCAAGAUUUUCAUGCAGACUCCAUGGCACUUCCAUGGCAUUUGAUACAAAUUUCAGAGGACACCUUAUUAGUCGCAGACCGCAGCUUUGAAACUCCGUGGACCCUGACAAUAUCAACUGGCGAAAAGCAGGAUAUUGGAAGAGGCAGAGCUGAAAUAAUGGAGUCAUAUCAGAAAACUGUAAAAGAAAGGUGUGCUCUUAUUAAGGAUAUGCACAUGAAUUGGUCAUCAAGUGCUAGAGUGCUUUCUGAUUCAGUGCAGAAGAUUCCCAACAAUGAGCUUAUAUCAUCUAUAGCAAGAUUUCAGAAUUACAUUGUCUUCUGUGAUACAGAUGGUCAAAGGGUUCUGAAGCACGACUUGGAUACCAAGACCACCUCAACCAUUCAAUUUUCUGACUGUGAGGUACUUGGGUUGCCAUAUUGGUCUGUUUGCAAUCUCGAGAGAGUGUCAACCUGGGGGUAUUCAUCUGGACAGUUACAGGAGCAUGCGCAGCAAGUAGACGUGCUUCCUGGAAGAUGCAACAUCACCGUCUACGUGGACAUUCCGGUUGGCACUGAACUUGCCGCGCCUUUGGUGGAUAAUUGCAUCUGGCGCCAAGUAAGGGGAUCUGGCGCUGAGGUCUCUGGUUCUGAUGGGCCAGACACGGCCACAGAGAAGGUCGGCAUCGCGCAGCAGUGGUAUGACGAGCUGGACAACCUGGCCUUCUCUGAGGUGGCGGAGGAGCCUACUGCCGCUGCGCAUGGAGACGGCAACACUGACGAUCAAAGUUACCAGGAGCAGAGAAGAGUGCAAUUCACCUGCACAGUGAACGUCAGCCCUGGGACGUGUGAGCUGGUGGCCUCUGUCGCGCUGUAUCUGAGGCUGGCUGGAAAGAGAACGACGACCGACGGCGUGGAGCUCGUCAAGCGGGUGAUGGGCGGGUGCCAGUUCCGCGAGGAGCAGGCCGGCGUGGAGCUGCUGGCGCGGUGCCGCGAGGACGACGACGCGACGGGCCUGGUGGUGGUGAAGCCGGUGCACCUGCGGCUGCGGCUGGUGUGCGGCGACCACCCGGCCGGCGCCACCAACAAGGAGACCAUCAGCACCGAGUCCAGCCUCAAGAUCAAUGUCACCUUGGACUAGCUAGUGGUUCUGAAUUCUGAUUUUGGAUUUUGAUCCGUGUCUAUUUUUAUUCUUUGGAACCUGUCUAUUUUUAUUCUUUGGAUUUUGAUCCGGGCUGGCGAUGGGAACGUGUCAGUACGUGUAUGCGACUAUGCGAUGGUAAGGAACAAGCUGACUGACACCAUCUCAUGUACUGGAGCAAUAUAGUUGACCUAGUUGUGCCGAGAACUU
Messenger RNA from Zea mays, 2706 nucleotides. RefSeq lists its product as uncharacterized. Gene Ontology annotation, molecular function: protein binding. The transcript has 16 exons. The record is from RefSeq and is marked provisional. The coding region runs from base 121 to 2496 and encodes 791 amino acids. NCBI's taxonomy places the organism in Eukaryota, Viridiplantae, Streptophyta, Magnoliopsida, Poales, Poaceae.